Messenger RNA from Phascolarctos cinereus (koala), 3934 nucleotides. RefSeq names its product vacuole membrane protein 1 (gene VMP1). The record is from RefSeq and is a predicted model, not a curated record. NCBI's taxonomy places the organism in Eukaryota, Metazoa, Chordata, Mammalia, Diprotodontia, Phascolarctidae.
GGGGGGAAGUUCCGGUUGGCCCGAGCCGAUCUGCGGAUGUGAGAGUCGGUCAGGAUCCUCUCGCGGAGCCGGAGCUGGAGCCGGAGCCAGAGCCGGAACCGGGGCAGGGACUGCCGCCGGAUCCUCAAGAGUGACUGAUCUAUGAAAUGGCAGAGAAUGGAAAAAAUUGUGAACAGAGACUUACAGGGAUGAGCAAGGAACAGCACAACGGAAACUUCACAGACCCCUCUUCACUGAAUGAAAGGAAGAGACGGGAUCGGGAAGAAAGGCAGAAUAUUGUCCUGUGGAGGCAGCCACUCAUUACCUUGCAGUAUUUUUUUCUGGAAAUCCUAAUAAACUUGAAGGAAUGGACCGUAAAAUUGUGGCAUCGUCGAAGCAUUGUGGUGUCUUUUUUAGUACUGCUUGCUGUGCUUACAGCUACGUAUUAUAUUGAAGGAACACAUCAACAGUAUGUGAAAUAUAUGGAGAAAAAGAUUCUUUGGUGUGCCUACUGGGUAGGCUUAGGAAUUCUGUCUUCUGUUGGUCUUGGAACAGGUCUACAUACUUUUCUGCUUUAUCUGGGCCCACAUAUAGCUUCAGUUACACUAGCUGCGUAUGAAUGCAACUCGGUUAAUUUCCCAGAACCACCAUAUCCUGAUCAGAUUAUUUGUCCAGAUGAAGAGGGUAUUGAAGGAUCUAUUUCUUUAUGGACCAUCAUGUCAAAAGUUAGACUUGAAGCCUGCAUGUGGGGAGCUGGCACAGCCAUUGGAGAGCUACCCCCUUAUUUCAUGGCCAGGGCAGCGCGGCUGUCAGGUGCUGAACCUGAUGAUGAGGAGUACCAGGAAUUUGAAGAGAUGCUGGAACAUGCACAGUCUGCACAAGACUUUGCGUCUCGGGCUAAGUUAGCAGUUCAGAACAUGGUACAGAAGGUUGGAUUUUUUGGAAUUUUGGCCUGUGCUUCAAUUCCAAACCCUCUCUUUGAUCUGGCAGGAAUAACAUGUGGACAUUUCCUUGUUCCCUUUUGGACCUUCUUUGGUGCAACCCUUAUUGGGAAAGCAGUAGUUAAGAUGCACAUCCAGAAACUCUUCGUUAUUAUAACUUUCAGCAAACACAUAGUGGAACAGAUGGUGGCUCUCAUUGGGGCUGUCCCCAGUCUAGGUCCUUCUCUGCAGAAACCUUUCCAAGAGUAUUUGGAGGCUCAGCGACAGAAGCUUCACCACAAGACAGAGGAGGGUAUGCCGCAGGGGGCAAACUGGUUAUCCUGGAUGUUUGAAAACCUAGUCAUUGUCAUGGUGUGCUACUUCAUCCUAUCCAUCAUCAAUUCCAUGGCACAAAGCUAUGCCAAGCGAAUCCAGCAGCAAAUGUACUCAGAGGAAAAAACCAAAUGAGACCAAGAGAUACAAUUUAACAAGCUCAUUCACAGAAACUAUAAUUGAUGGGGUCUACUUAAAUUGGCACUAUUGUAAACAGGGAAAUGGUUUACAAUUUACAAAUUUUACUAUUUUCAACCAUUUUCCAAACCAAUAAUUUUUUCCGGGGCGGGGGGAGUGAAGAAAAAUUUUGUUUUUGAAAGCAAUUAGUCCAUACUUUUCAUUGACAGAUUUUUAUGUAAAGGUAAGGUAUAUAUAUAGUCUUCUUAAUUCAGUCUGAGUUGGGUUUUCUGAGUUGGAUGGUGUGUGGCAUUUACUUUCAUUUUAAGUUACUUCCAAAAUUAAUGCACGGCGUAUAAUUAGAGACUUCAAGCCACCUCCCUCAAAAAAAAUUUUUUAUAUUAAGUUUAUUUGGCUUGGCGUAAGUGGACAUUUUCUUUUUCUAAAUCAUCAAAAUGUAUAUAAAUGAUAAUAGAUUGGAUAACAGUCUUGCAUGUCUGUCAUGAUGAUAUUUCAUAUUCCAUCCUGCCCAGCCCUCCCUCCUCACCCAAUCAGAAAAAAAAAAUGUCAUUUUAUGAUGCAUUGCACACCUUUGGGGUGCCUUUUACAUUUUAAGACAGUGUAAACAAAAUCUGGCUGGUGCCUCAUAAAUGAGCUGGCACCAUUUUUUAUUCUGUAUAUUUAGAAUGAAGUCACCAAAAAAGAAAAAAACUUUAUAAAGUCAUCUUUAAUCAUUCCAGAAAUGUGUCUGUCUUCUUGAGUGUUUUUUUUUCACUGUCUUUUAGCUUUUACCACUUGACUGGCUGCCUUGUCCUGCCUGCAAUCUCUGUGUCUGAUAUCUCCAACUAACCCAAGAGAAAAACCCAGUGCUUUGAUACCUUUUGUAUUUUAAAUUGUAGGCCAGAAGAAUGUUGCUCAAAUUAGGAACUUUGCCUUGCAAAGAAUCUUGGUUGGCAGUUUGGGAAAUAGUUGUCUGUUGAUUUACUUAAAUAGAAAAAGGUGUCAGGUUUAACAGGCAUGAUUUACUUUCAUGAUAUCAGACCAUAUAAGAGGAAUUAUUUCAUUUUUUUAAAAUGUCACACUUAUACUAUGAUUUUUUUAAAGUUACAUAAGCUCUGAUUCUAACAACCAUGAAGUUGUUCCCUCCUCUAGUUAUUUCGAUUUGUAUGAUGUUGCUUCCAGAGAUUUCUGGCAGAUGAGACCUGGUCCUUUCAUAUUACCUUUGAGGGAAAUGAUCAUUCUUUUUUCCUUUAGGAAAAACAAUCUGGAGUAUUUGUUUAGAACAGAAUUUGGGUUUUAACCAAGCCGACAGGUCACAUUUUCCCUCAGGCUCAUUUCAAGUGAUAUUGGUUUAUGUAUGUUCCAUCAAAUCCUGCUUGAAUAUCCACUUUGUACCUAUCGUCGUCCGUGACAUCUCCAUGGCUGUACCAUCCUGUCGGAUAGCUUAUCAGACUGAUGUUGACUGUUGGAUCUCAUGGCAACAGCAGUCGAUGGGCUGUCUGACAUUUUGGUAUCUUUCAUCAGACCAUCCACAUCAAACUUUGUUCCCAUUCAAACAUCAACCAGCAUCAUGGUUUAAAUCCAGGACUUGAGUACAUGGCAACAUUUUGGUGCCACAGUGGAGCAGCAUAAAGGGAGACAGAUUUGGAAGAUUUUUGAUAUUAUCUUCCAUGACCCAACUCAGUAAAUAAGUUAAAAGGUUUGUUAUGCAAAAAGAUAGCUUCUUUUUUGAAUAUCCAAAAUUAAGUUUGUGGUUUUAGAAGGGCUAUUGCUUUCUUAUUGUGCAUGUUUCCCUCCUCCUCCACCCCCUCAAGGAAUUUUUUAAAAGUGUAAUUUUGCAUUGGGUCUUAAAGAGAUCUUCUGGUGCACUAAAGAACUCGAUCCAAAGGGAUAUCAUGACUCCACAUGGGAACUAGAAAGAGCAGUUGAGCAGAACUGUAAUGUCAGAUCACUGAGGGCCAGAGAGAGGUUAAAGACCUUUCCAAAGUCACAUAACAAUAGGGAUUCAACUUUUAUCUAUAAAAGUGAAGAUUUGGAUUUUUGUUGUUACUUUCCAGGUUUGAUUUACAGGUUUGAUCCAUUGUUUGAUUUACAUUUCAGAGUUUGGUGACUCUGUUAAUAAGCCUGUUCUUCAGAGUGACUUGGGUUUUCUGGUAGUUUUUUUCUUUACUAAAACAUUUUCUAGCCCUUGAAGUCUCAUUCAUCUGAAUUUUGAGUGUGCUUUCAGAAGGCAAGAAAUCAUGCCAUUUGCAUUUAUACACAUCAGUGGGGGGUUUGAGGUGAAUUCUGUAGUGACAACUUUCUGUUUUCUAGACCUGCAUGGAAACUGUUAGAUGAUUCAGCUUAUGGAUAAUCCAAAUGAAUCAAUCUUGAAUGCAAUAGCUGCUGCCUGCAUAAUCAUCUGUAAAUAAUCAGAUGUCCCUGUGUCCACUAAAGUAGACAAAUUAAAAGUGGUCCCUGGAUUUUCUUUCUUAGCAAGCAGUGGAGGAUUUCUGUGUAUGAGUGGUGCCUGACUUAGUGGGAAGAAUGGGUUUACAAAUGGAUGUCUUUAUAUCUGUACAAAUUAAAAUAAGAACUUGUCAGUA